Molecule: messenger RNA, 780 nt
Organism: Cooperia oncophora
Lineage: Eukaryota; Metazoa; Nematoda; Chromadorea; Rhabditida; Trichostrongylidae
Source: the annotation of a GenBank genome assembly
AUGGCAUUACUGCUUGAUGGAAGAGACAUUGACAUUUUGUUGAGGUCUUGUCAAAAAGAAGCAAUUCUCGAUCGGCCCGUUGAAGAAGUUUCAAAGCAACAACUUCGACGGGUAUCGGAGUCGUUUAUCAAAAGUUUGGCCAGGAAAUUCCCAUUUGUAUCGAACUUCAAACUCUCGUCUGCUAGCAAAUGUGUGUUUGAAGAACUAAGAGAUUCCUCCCUUGUAAAUGAUGCACCUGCUGAACAGCUUGAGCAGGAACCAGAGACACUCUUCAUCGAUCUGUUGUCAUUGGAGUAUACUCCUCCGUCAAAAAUAGAAAAGCUUAUACCCAUCCAUGUUGUGAAAAUGUAUAUACUGGUGUUUCGAGUACUACUACUAUUGAGCAUUGCCGUCAUGUACUUAUCAGAAGCAAUAUUUGAGUUGGGUCUUGCACGAGACCCAGCAAAUGUUGGUAGAGCCUGUAUUUUAUCGGCUCUUUAUCGUAACGUCAUCGAUCUAUCAGUGAGCCUGACGAAUGCCGUAGCUCGUAGCGUCACGAAUUUCGAGAGUGAAAUGUCGAAGGCUGAGAGCAUCGACUCUGCACUGAAACUGCAGAAGGAUGUCGUGUUCCAGAUAUUAGCGGAAAGUGGCCUGAAUCAGUGGAGAAAGGUGGCUUACUUGAAACGGCUUGUGUAUUUGGUCACUCGCUUGGGAGUGAACGGAUUAUUGCAAUCGACAACGCUCUCUGAAGACUAUUACGUCAUUCUGGAAGACGUGGAAUCAAUGCAACUUGUUGAGUGA